AAAUUAGUAUUUGCUUGCCUACCGCCCGAAGGCAGACAACGCCACAAGGGGUCGAGAGAACCGGAAAAAAUUGCGAAAUCAGCAAAAUUCCAUCGGUGUCAACUGGCGACCGCCCCCCUUUACUCUAAAAAUUCAAAUUGAAUAUUUCACUUUGUCUUCUUCAAUUCAUCAAUGGCAGAAGUUUCUAGAAUCCACCGUUUCCACCUCCCGACAACCACCACCUAUGCCACCGUGGCCGUGGCCGACGACGAUGAUGAUGAAGAAUACCCAAAUCCCUUCGCUUUCGAUUUCGACUCCCUUUCUCCUCCUCCUAAUCACACCUUUUUUAAUAAUUUCAACUACAGCCCCAAUUCAGGACCCGGAUCCGUACAUUCAGAUCUGGAUUCUGAGAAUUCAUUUUACGUCGAUGAAGAUCAAAUGAAUUUCGUUACGGAUCUGUUCGUUACAGAAGACCCUGAUUUUGAUAAUAGAAACCCUAAUUCUCGGGUUUAUCCGUUCGGUGAUUUUGGAUCUGAUUUUGAUGGGGAUUUUCUUCCCUCAGAAUCUAACGUGUUUAAUAAUACGGGUGAUGGGCUUCGGGUUGUGGGUAUGGGGUCGGAUUCCGAUUCGGAGGAGCUGAAUUCUAGGGUUAUUGAUCAAAAUUUGAAUGAAGAUUUCGAGUGGGAAGAAGUCAAUGAAAGGGUUGAAGAUAGAGACUUUUUGAGCUCUGUGAUUGAUGGGAUUGAAGAAAUAUCAGUUUCUUCAGAUAUUUCGAGUUCAAUUAACGGUGGAGAUGAUGAGCCGGUGAGGAAUUUAGAAUGGGAAGUUCUAUUGGCGGUUAAUAAUAUCGAGAGAAGCCUCGAUUUUGAUGGAAAUGAUGAUACUGAAUUUGGUGAUGCCUUGUUUGGGCAAUUUCUCGAAAGUGAAGGGACCUUGAUGAAGGGUAGUCCACCAGCAGCUAAAUCUGUUGUUGAAAAUCUUCCGUUUGUGGUUUUGAAGGACGAAGAAAACAAGAUGGCUUGUGCUGUUUGUAAAGAUGAGAUUUUGGUUGUGGAGAAGGUGACUGAGCUUCCUUGUUCCCAUUAUUACCAUUGGGACUGUAUUGUGCCGUGGUUAAAUAUACGUAAUACUUGUCCUGUUUGUCGCCAUGAGUUGCCUACGGAUGAUAAUGAUUAUGAGAGGAGGAAUAAUGGAACGCGUACUGGCGUUGGAACUGGGCUCGAUGAUUUUCAGGUUAAUAUGAUCGUAGUUAUCCUGCCUUACCUGGUUCCUGCCCUCUCAGCUUUACUGGGUCAAAAGGUUUAUGCAUGUGCACGUUUAUAGAUGGUAAAUAUUCGGUAGCACUUGCAUCUUCUAAGGAGAAAAAGGGGAGAGACUGCAUAUAGAUAGCACGUUAGAAUAUUCUGCUCAAGGCUUGAAUUCAAGGUAAAAAAAUGUCAUUUAAGUAUCAUCUUCUUUUUGCUACACCUACUAAAAUGUGAACGCAUGUAUCUCGCUUCCAAAGAUAGUACUAAUUCGACCAUGAUAUAUCCCGAUUCCCAUGAAUAUCACUGCACAAAGAGAAGACACGAAACUAUAACCUGUAGGCUAGAGUACUGUUGGGGAAUGAUGAAUAUCAGGUGUGCUACUCUAUUCAGUAUUUUCAGUGUGCUUACUAUCUAAAAUGUUU
Molecule: messenger RNA, 1648 nt
Organism: Nicotiana tabacum (common tobacco)
Lineage: Eukaryota; Viridiplantae; Streptophyta; Magnoliopsida; Solanales; Solanaceae
Source: RefSeq, a predicted model, not a curated record